Panicum virgatum (switchgrass) is the source of this 472-nucleotide messenger RNA. RefSeq lists its product as uncharacterized. Bases 76 to 411 code for a protein of 111 amino acids. The record is from RefSeq and is a predicted model, not a curated record. The transcript has 2 exons. NCBI's taxonomy places the organism in Eukaryota, Viridiplantae, Streptophyta, Magnoliopsida, Poales, Poaceae.
UCCCCUACCACGAGAUCGAGGGACACAUGUGCGACAUCAACAUCCUUGUCCAUCACGAGCUCGCCGUUCGUGACUAUGGAGAGUGCAUCAUCGACACAAGUGCCCUUGUGUGUUCUGAAUGCCGGCUUCCUCUCCGACCUCCCAUUUUCAGGCAUCUGCUACCAUCGUGGUGAUAUCGCCAACUACCGUCACUGCCACGAGCUCGACUACAUGGUCAAAGGUAUCUCGGUGGAAUGUGAGGCUUGCAAAGAAUACCUUCCAUUCUCUACCUUGGCUUUACACCAGCUGGAUGAUUGCUCAUUCAGGCAGACAUUGCCAAAGAUUGCCCCAGGCAUGCCUCCCAUGUUUAACCUCAGGAUUAGCCCCUCCAUCAGGCCUCAGGCUCUAUCCUCUAUCAACACACGCAAGUAGAAGCUUUGUUGUGUAAUAUUGACAUUGGCGACACUUGGGAUCACACAAAGGUGAAUAACGU